Pyrus x bretschneideri (Chinese white pear) is the source of this 905-nucleotide messenger RNA. RefSeq names its product nicotinamidase 2-like. The coding region runs from base 97 to 723 and encodes 208 amino acids. The record is from RefSeq and is a predicted model, not a curated record. Lineage: Eukaryota; Viridiplantae; Streptophyta; Magnoliopsida; Rosales; Rosaceae. The transcript has a single exon.
UAUAGAGACAAUUGAUAAUGAAUCACCCGACACACUCUCCCCAAUCCUCAUCCUGAACUGCUCAAUCAGUCAAUCUCAGUUCUGAAUCGUUUGGCUAUGGCCUCCGCCUCCUCCUUCUCCUCCUCAUACACAAAAUACGAGAUCAGGAAACGAAACCCGAACCCAAAAGCGGCGGCCCUUCUAGUCAUCGACGUGCAGAACUACUUCUCCGCCAUGGCCCGACCCAUCCUUCAAAACCUCCUCACCACCAUCCGCCUCUGCCGACGGGCUUCCAUCCCCGUCAUCUUCACGCGCCACGCCCACAAGUCUCCCUCCGACUACGGCAUGCUGGACGAGUGGUGGAACGGCGAUCUCGUCUACGACGGCACUCCCGAAUCGCAGCUCAUGCCGGAGCUCGACCGGAGGGGACCCGACGAGGACCGCGUGUUCGACAAGAACACGUACAGCGCGUUCAGGAACACGGGCCUCGAGGAAUACCUGAAGGAGAAGGGGGUGGAGGAGGUGAUCGUGACCGGCGUCAUGACCAACCUGUGCUGCGAAACGACGGCGCGUGAAGCGUUCAUAAGGGGGUAUAGAGUGUUUUUCUCCACGGACGCGACUGCGACGUCGGAUCGGGAGCUGCAUGAGGCGACCUUGAAAAACAUGGCUUAUGGGUUUGCCUACUUGGUGGAUUGCAAGAGGCUUGAGGACGGCCUUUUUUCCGGGGACAUAAUCAGAAAUUAACCUUUCGCGGUUGAAUUAGUAAAAGGCCUUAUUGUUUGUGUUGUGCAGUGCAGCUUGUUUUCUCAUGUGUAUUUUGUGGUCAUGGAAUAAUUAGGUACCUAGGUGGUAUCAUACAUUUACUAAUGCAAUAGUUUGUAUUAUUUAUGUUAAAUCAAUCUAGUUGGAUACGGUUUUAGUUAUCA